Messenger RNA from Rosa rugosa (rugosa rose), 2631 nucleotides. RefSeq lists its product as uncharacterized. Gene Ontology annotation, molecular function: transmembrane transporter activity. Gene Ontology annotation, biological process: transmembrane transport. The transcript has 3 exons. The coding region runs from base 34 to 2472 and encodes 812 amino acids. The record is from RefSeq and is a predicted model, not a curated record. NCBI's taxonomy places the organism in Eukaryota, Viridiplantae, Streptophyta, Magnoliopsida, Rosales, Rosaceae. Gene Ontology annotation, cellular component: plasma membrane.
CACCAUCCCCUAAGGACUAUUCCUUCAGAAGCAAUGGCAACCUCUCAAGACCAAACAAACCGUACCCCAGCCUUGUGGAUCACAUGCCUAGCCUCGGCCUUCCGAACCGCCCUAGCUUGCACCAUAGUAGCCAUCACCACCCUCUACGCCCCUCCCUCUCUCCGACACCAAGUAGCCUUGCCGGCAUUCUCCUACGUGACUGUUAUCCUCAUUGCUCCUGAUGCAACUCUAGGCGACACAUUCCGUGGAUUCUGGCUCGCCCUCUACGCCACUAUUCAGAGCGCCGGGCCGGCUAUCUUGAGCCUCUGGCUCAUUGGACCGGCCAGCCUUUCGAGCAGCACAACGGCUCUGGCCGUUGGUCUGGCAGCAUUUGUGGUGGUUCUGCCCAGGGAGGCCACUCAUUUGGUGUCCAAGCGCAUAGCCUUGGGACAGAUCGUGCUUGUGUACGUGAUUGCUUUCAUAAAGGGUGGGAGAACGGACGCCAUCAUGCACCCUGUGCACGUGGCAGCGAGUACGGCCGUUGGGGUCUUGGCUUGUGUUCUGGCUUUGUUAGUUCCAUUCCCACGCUUGGCUUGUCGAGAGUUUAAACAGAACUCAAAGCUGCUUGUGGAGAAUGCUUCGGAGAGGCUCAAGCUCUUUGUGAAGGCUUUUUGUGCAGAAGAUAACGCAUCCGCACUUGCUUCAAUUUCUCAAACAAAGUCCUUGGCUUCCACAGCAACCAAGCUUUACCAAACCAUCAAACGCCACCAGGAAAGCAUGCAAUGGGAGAGACUUCCACUACAAUUUUUGAGACACAGCAAUGUCAAUCCAGUUGAUAGAUUGCAAGGUUUGGAGAUUCCCUUAAAAGGAAUGGAAAUGGCAUUGAGUAGUACUCCUUCAUUCCCAGUUGGGGUAGUGGAUGGAGAGCUCAAAAGUGGUCUACUUAAACUAGUAGAGCAACUGAGCUUAAAUAGAACCAUUUCUUGUGAAGAUGCAAUAACUGUUCCUGCAGAUUCAAAACCAGAAAUUGAUAUUAGGGGCCUCCAAACACUUCAAACCAUCCCACAAACCCACCUAGAUUUACCCCCAUUUUUCUUUUUGUUUUGUACAAGUCUCCUUCACGGAAAUUUAUCAGCCACAAGUUCUGGUACUACUACACAGGAGAAAUUGGUAAUUCACAAAAAACAAGAAGCAGUUCCUUCAUGUAAACAAAGUGUGAUAUGGAGUAACUUCUCCAUGAAGGUAAGUAGCAAAAGGGUUAUGGCAGCUUUCAAGUGCUCACUUUCAUUGGGUCUAGCUGUGUUCUUUGGCUUGAUAUUCAGCAAAGAAAAUGGCUAUUGGUCAGGGCUCCCAGUUGCUAUCAGUUUCGCUGCUGCUAGAGAAGCAACAUUUAAAGUUGCAAAUGUUAAAGCACAAGGGACUGUUUUGGGUACUGUAUAUGGAGUAUUUGGUUGUUUUCUGUUCCAAAGGGUCUUACCCAUUAGACUCUUAUCUCUAAUUCCUUGGUUCAUUUUCACCAGUUUUCUUCAGAGAAGCAAUAUGUAUGGCCAAGCUGGUGGUAUUUCUGCAGUAAUUGGAGCUGUACUAAUUUUGGGCAGAACAAACUUUGGAGCUCCAAGUGAAUUUGCCAUAGCAAGAAUCACAGAAACCUUCAUAGGGUUGUCGUCAUCGAUUAUUGUCGAGCUAUUGUUGCAACCCACAAGAGCUUCCACUCUUGCAAAAGUUCAACUAUCUAGGACUCUUGGGGCAUUGCAUGAAUGUAUUGACUCAGUGAGUCUUCAAUCUGGAAGAGCACAAUUGGAAGAUAACCAGAAGUGUCUGAAAAUUCAUGUUGAAGAAUUGGGGAAGCUCCUUGCAGAAGCCAAUGUGGAGCCUAAUUUCUGGUUCUUUCCUUUUCACAGUGCUUGUUAUGGAAAACUCAUCAGUUCGAUCUCCAAAAUGAUGGAACUCCUAGUUUUCAGUGGUCAUGCAAUUGGAGUUCUUGAACAGAAUUCUCAAAUACUUGAGGGUUCUUGGAAAGGCAUCAUUCAUACAAUGGAAUGUGAUCUCGAACUUUUCAAGAAGAUGGUUGGCUCUUUGAUAAGUUGCUUCAAGGAGAUCACCCUGAUAAUAAAGUCGGCAACUGUUCUUGAGAAGGAAGGGCUUGAUGAUCAAGAAACUGCCAAAUCUUGUGAUGAUCUGGAGUUGGGAAAACGGAAAAUUCUAAAUGCUUUUAGGGUUUGUGGUUUAGAGGAUGAAGAGAUGGACAAGAUUGUGAGUUCUUAUCUCCUACACUCGAAGGAAGUUGUUGAUAAAAUUCGUUGUCAGCAAAGUGAGGAGCUCAAGGGCCAAAUCGUUUUAUGUUUGAGUGCUUUAGGGUUCUGCAUAAGUGGUUUGAUGAGAGCAACAAGGGAGAUAGAAGAGGGAAUCAAAGAACUGGUUCAAUGGGAGAAUCCUUCCAGCCACGUUAAUUUUUACGAAAUCUCUGGUAGGAUGCAUGCUUUACAAACAUAAUGUAUCAAUAUACAUGCAAAAUUAUUUGCACAGAGAACUAACACAAUUAGUUUGUGGCGAUUUCAAUUCAGGAAAUCAAUGGAAUGAAUGCAAUGAGAAUGAAUACGAUCAACUUUAUAAUGUGGUUGAAAAUAUCACAAUCGAGUAAAUCAAAAUGUU